AGCAGCAGCAGCAGCAGCGACGGCUUUGUUGGCUCGGAGAGGAGCGGCGCGGCGGGAAGGAGCGGUGGUUCGGGGGGGAACCCACCAUGGUGCAGCAAGCGGAAAGUACGGAGGUGGAGAGCAACCUGCCCCGGGAAGCGAUGGAUACAGAAGAAGGCGAGUUCAUGGCUUGUAGCCCGGUGGCUUUGGAUGAGAGCGAUCCGGACUGGUGUAAAACGGCGUCCGGGCACAUAAAAAGACCGAUGAACGCUUUCAUGGUAUGGUCUAAGAUCGAGAGGAGAAAAAUCAUGGAGCAGUCACCAGACAUGCAUAACGCGGAGAUUUCCAAGCGCCUGGGUAAGCGGUGGAAAAUGCUGAAGGACAGCGAGAAGAUCCCCUUCAUCCGGGAGGCGGAGAGGCUGCGGCUCAAGCACAUGGCCGAUUAUCCCGACUACAAAUACCGACCCAGGAAAAAACCCAAAAUGGACCCAUCGGCCAAGCCCAACGCCAGCCAAAGUCCGGAGAAAAACGCACCCACCAGCAGCAGCAGCAAAAGCUCCAAGAGCUCCAGCAAGAAGUGUAGCAAGCUGAAAGCCUCCUCCACCUCCUCGCCCCCCAAACCGGGAGCCAAAGCCGCCCACCACGGGGACUACGCCGGGGACGAGUACGUCUUCGGUAGCCUGAAAGUGAGCAGCAAGACGGUCAAGUGCGUCUUCAUGGAUGAGGAGGAGGAUGAGGAGGAGGAGGAGGAUGAACUGCAGCUGCGGAUCAAGCAGGAGACGGCGGAGGAUGAGGAGGACGACGAGGAAGCGGGGCCACAGCAGCUGCGGCGGUACAACGUGGCCAAAGUACCGGCGAGUCCCACCUUGAGCUCCUCUGCGGAGUCCACCGAGGGGACGAGCCUGUACGAGGAGGUGCGGGGCGGCGCGGCGGCGGGCGGCGGCAGCAGACUCUACUACAGCUUCAAGAACAUCACCAAGCAGGGCCCACCACCACCUCAACAGCAACAGCAGCAGCCGCCCGGCCUCUCCCCGGCUUCCUCCCGCUCCAUCUCCACCUCAUCGGCCGGUAGCGAGGAGGCGGACGAUCUGCUCUUUGACCUCAGCCUCAACUUCUCCCAGCACGGCCACGCCGCCGCCGAACUGGGGGCGGGAGCCGCCGCUGGGAACCUUUCCCUUUCCUUGGUGGACAAAGAUCUGGAUUCCUUCAGCGAGGGGAGCCUGGGUUCUCACUUCGAAUUCCCCGACUACUGCACCCCGGAGCUGAGCGAGAUGAUCGCGGGAGACUGGCUGGAAGCGAACUUCUCCGACCUGGUGUUCACGUACUGAAGGCGGGGGAGGCGGCGGAGCUGGAGCAGGAGCGGCGCGACGCCCGGAGAUGCUGAUGAUGCUGAUGCUGAUGAUUAAA
Molecule: messenger RNA, 1386 nt
Organism: Dryobates pubescens (Downy woodpecker)
Lineage: Eukaryota; Metazoa; Chordata; Aves; Piciformes; Picidae
Gene: SOX11
Product: SRY-box transcription factor 11
Exons: 1
Coding region: 87-1307 (406 amino acids)
Biological process (GO): neuron differentiation; anatomical structure morphogenesis; negative regulation of transcription by RNA polymerase II
Molecular function (GO): DNA-binding transcription activator activity, RNA polymerase II-specific; RNA polymerase II cis-regulatory region sequence-specific DNA binding
Source: RefSeq, a predicted model, not a curated record